GCAGAACGAGGCGCCGCCCGUGGCGGAGACGGAGGUGGGUGACGACGCUGGAGGCCCCAUGAAGUGCGCGUCCCAGUCCUCCAUCGCCACAAGGAUUCCGAGCUCGCCAGGAGCCUGGUUUCAGGAACAGUUUGCAGCAAUCACUGCUGCUGUAGGUUCGGUGAUGUCGUCCAAGAGUAAGAAG
Molecule: messenger RNA, 184 nt
Organism: Cladocopium goreaui
Lineage: Eukaryota; Dinophyceae; Suessiales; Symbiodiniaceae
Source: the annotation of a GenBank genome assembly